Molecule: messenger RNA, 1398 nt
Organism: Aureobasidium subglaciale EXF-2481
Lineage: Eukaryota; Fungi; Ascomycota; Dothideomycetes; Dothideales; Saccotheciaceae
Exons: 2
Coding region: 1-1398 (465 amino acids)
Biological process (GO): proteolysis
Cellular component (GO): fungal-type vacuole
Molecular function (GO): zinc ion binding; metalloaminopeptidase activity
Source: RefSeq, a predicted model, not a curated record
AUGGCAACAUCAGACAAUGUCGAGACAUACGCAAAGCCCUUCUGUGACUUCUUGACCAACAACCCCACCGUCUUCCACGCCGUCGACGACAUGGCUCAAGGCCUCAAGCGCGAUGGCUUCACCAAGCUGAGUGAGAGAGACUCGUGGCGUAUCGAGGCUGGCGGCAAGUACUUUGUCGAGCGUAACGGCAGCAGUUUGAUCGCCUUUGUCGUUGGUGAUGAUUACAAGUCUGGCAAUGGUGCUGCCGUUCUCGCUGGUCAUGUUGAUGCUCUCACCGCUAAGCUGAAGCCUGUCAGCAAGGUGCCUAACAAGGCUGGCUAUGUAGAGCUGGGCGUUGCCCCCUACGCCGGUGGUUUGGGACCCACAUGGUGGGACAGAGACCUCAGUAUCGGCGGACGAGUGCUUGUAAAAGAAGGGAACAAGAUCGCCACAAAGUUGGUCAAGCUCGGCUGGCCCAUCGCUAAGAUCCCCACACUUGCUCCUCACUUCGGCGCUCCUGCAAACGGCCCUUUCAACCUCGAGACGCAAGUUGUGCCAAUCAUUGGUCUGGAGUCGUCGGCAAAGAGCCAGAUUGAGACCCAAGGAAAGGUUGGCUCUUUCGCUGCCACUCAGCCCCCUCGUCUUGUUCGCGCUAUUACGAAGGAACUCGGCGUCAGCGAUGCCUCAAGUAUCGUCAACUGGGAACUUGAGCUGUUUGAUCUCCAACCAGCUACUCUUGCUGGCCUCGACAAGGAGUUCAUCACCGCCGGUCGUAUCGACGACAAGCUGUGCAGUUGGGCCGCACUCGAGGCUUUGAAGCAGAGCGCCCGCAACGGUACCUCUGGCUCUGGUAUUAUCAAGAUGGUCGGUCUCUUCGAUGAUGAGGAAAUUGGCAGUGGCUUAAGGCAAGGUGCCCGCGGUAACUUCCUCCCCAUUGUCAUGGAGCGUGCAGUCGGCAGUCUCGCAGGCCAACAUCCCGCCUCGGACCUCAUGGGCCGUACAUACGCAAACUCCUUCCUCGUCUCGUCAGACGUUACCCAUGCCGUCAACCCCAACUUCGAGAACGUAUACCUCGCCAACCACGCUCCUGAACUCAAUGUUGGUGUCGUAGUUUCAGCAGACAGCAACGGCCACAUGACCACAGAUGGUGUGUCGACCGCCAUCUUCACUCGCUGCGCCGAAAAGGUCAACGCUACCCUCCAAGUCUUCCAGAUCAGAAACGACUCGAGGUCAGGCGGCACCGUUGGACCUAUGCUCAGUUGCGCUACUGGUAUGCGUGCUAUUGAUGCCGGCAUUCCACAACUGAGCAUGCACAGUAUUCGUGCCACGACCGGUACUUCGGAUCCCGGUCUUGGUGUUCAGAUGUUCCAAGGCUUCCUUGAUGGCUUCGAGUCUGUCGACGCCGAGUUCAGGGACUAG